Magallana angulata is the source of this 1910-nucleotide messenger RNA. RefSeq lists its product as uncharacterized. The coding region runs from base 54 to 1289 and encodes 411 amino acids. The record is from RefSeq and is a predicted model, not a curated record. The transcript has 2 exons. Gene Ontology annotation, molecular function: nucleic acid binding. Lineage: Eukaryota; Metazoa; Mollusca; Bivalvia; Ostreida; Ostreidae. Gene Ontology annotation, biological process: DNA integration.
UUAAAGAAGAAAAGGUAACACCUGAUAUUGUAUCAAAACUCUCAAAAGUUGAAAUGCAAAUUUUAGGAGUUGCUGAUAGAUCAGCCAUGAUGAAAUUGAGAGUGGCUUGUAUUCACCAUGGAAGCAAUCUUUUGAUACAAAGAAAUUCUGGGUACUUGAUACCAGAAGAUGUGUUGGACUUUUUGCUGGAAUCUAAGUUCAAAAUCAUUGAAAUUUCUCAAAUGUUAAAUGUGUCAGAGAGCACAAUAUACAGAAGGAUGAGACGAUGCAAUCUUUCUGUAUCAAAAUAUAACGAUAUAUUAGAUCAUGAGCUGGAUCAAAUAGUUUCUGAAAUUGCUACAGAGUUCCCGAAAUGUGGAGAAACAAUGGUCAGAGAAAUUCUUCGGCAAAAAGGUGUCCAGGUAACAAGAGCAAGACUGCGAGAGAGCUUACAUAGAACAAAUGGGGAUAACAUAAAAAGCAGGAUAAAAGGAAGAUUACAAAGAAGAGUUUACAAUGUCGAAGGUGUCAAUCAUCUUUGGCAUAUAGAUACAAACCACAAAUUGAUCAGAUGGAAUUUCAUAAUCGUUGGUGGUAUCGAUGGCUUCAGUAGGUUUGUCACAUUCCUUAACUGUACAGACAACAAUAAGUCUGAAACAAUUUUCAGUUGUUUCCAAAGUGCUAUUCGAAGCUAUGGCUUGCCUUUAAGAGUUCGCUCUGAUAAAGGACUUGAGAACAAAGCUGUCGCUGAAUAUAUGGUCAGAACUCGAGGACCAAACAGAGGAAGCAUGAUAACUGGAAAAAGUGUCCACAACCAAAGAAUUGAGAGGCUGUGGAGGGAUGUGUAUGAAGGAGUUCUCUGCUACUACUAUGAACUUUUUUACUAUAUGGAAGACGUACAACUGCUUGAUAUUUUGAAUGACAUACAUAUGUUUUGUUUACAUUAUGUGUAUCUGAAAAAGAUAGACGAAAAGCUUCAAAUAUGGAAAGAAGCAUGGGCUAAUCAUAGAUUACGCACUGUUAAGACCUCGCCAUUGCAUUUGUUUGCAGCCGGCAUUAUCAAUAAUCCAAUUGAUGUUUUAGAUUUAGAUUGGGAACAGUAUGGUAUUGAAGAUAAUACUGAUGUUCAAUAUCUUCACAAUGUUAAUCCCAGGCCUGUGUUUGAUCCGCCUUCAUAUGCAGUAACAAAUGACACUCUACAAGAAUUGCAACAACAUUGUCCAUUUAAUUGGCAUUCUGCUAACUAUGGAAUUGAUAUUUUCCAAAAGGCUGUGGAAAUUGUCGAAAGAAACAACAGCUUAACAAUAUGAUAUACAAUGUAAAUUCACUUGCCAUUGUCUGCAAGACUAGUGUAUCUUUUUUCCUAAUCUGCUUGGCCCAUUGACUAAGAAUGACCAGAUUUUUAUCAUGACUAAAAAGGGCUAUUUAGUUACCAUUCAUGACUCUACUACAAUGACUCUUCAUGAUGGUCAAUAAAAUUAGUAAGAUGAACAAAGAUUUGAGAUUUGUUUUUAUUAUACUGCUUUUUGAUAGAAAAAAAUGUCAUUCCUUCUUGGUUUGAAAAAAUAAACAUAGGUAAUCAAACUUUACAUAGCUCACCGAGAUGAAGGGUCACCUUUAUGAGAUCGCCUUUAUUAUAUCAUACGAAAAUGUAUAAUGUCAUCGUACAAUAUGAUAUUUUAUUAUGAGAUACUCUUCUGUAUCACGUAUAUUGUAUCAGAUGAUUUUUAUUGUUUGGUAUCAAACGAUAGAAUUUAAAAUACAUUGCAUUAUAUUAUAUACUUGUAAAAUAUCAAACAAUCUGAUACAAUCAUAUAAUAACAGAUCAUAUUAUACAAUUUCAUAAUGAUAAAAUACAAAACUGAAUCAUAUUAUACCAAAAAGUUAUGUUAUAUGAUAAAAUAUUCAUAAUAUGAUUAAAUACCAUUGUG